AUCAUUAUUUGUCAGGGAAGGAGGGCGGUCUGGAGAGGAGGGUUCUGUUGGUAAAGAACAGAUUUGAAUCAGAGCUCAAGAUCCAUUAAAGGGAGAAAUCCAGCAAAAGCAGCUGAAAUCCAGCUUGGAAAAGGGGUGGGAGGGGGGGGAAAGGAGAAAGAAGAAAUGAAUCGAUAAUUAAUUAAUUUAUUUAUUUAUUUAUUUAUUUUUUAAAACAACAACAACAACAACAACAACCCACCACCCACCACCCAAGAAUUUACACUGGUCUCAACCUCUUCAAGGAAAGUUAAUCAAUAAACUAAUUAACUGCUUUGCAAGCUCUGUAAUUAAUAGAUCAAAAGUAUUAGCGCCCGGGCUCUGACAUUGCUAAGAGCUCGCGUGCAAGGAGGCGGAACUGCAAGAUUCUUCAGAGUUGAUUUUUUUUUCUUCUUUUUUUACGAUGAUGAUUUAAUUUGUGUUUUUGCACCAAAAAAAAAAAAAUCGGGAUUUUUUAUUUUUUUUUUUUAAGAUUUGGAGGAUCCUGGUUCAAGCAUCCAGAGCCACCAAUCAGCCUCUGCUCCCUUUGUUUGGUUCGCCGCUGGGCAGUGUUGGGACCGUAGUUAAGGCUGGGAUUGUGUUCUCGCUUCUUCCGCUGGGGCUGGGUAGGCGAUUCGAAGCUCGCCCCCCAGAUUCGCCCCUUUGGACCAAUGAAGGAACCCGAUGCCAUUAAACUUUUCAUCGGGCAGAUCCCACGGAAUUUGGAGGAGAAGGAUCUCAAGCCCAUCUUUGAGCAAUUUGGGAAGAUCUACGAGUUGACAGUGAUUAAGGACAAAUACACGGGCAUGCACAAAGGAUGCGCAUUCCUGACCUACUGUGCUCGAGAAUCAGCCCUUAAGGCGCAGAGCGCCCUGCACGAGCAGAAGACGCUCCCAGGGAUGAACCGGCCAAUCCAGGUGAAGCCAGCAGACAGUGAAAGCAGAGGAGAAGACCGGAAGCUGUUUGUGGGGAUGCUGGGCAAGCAGCAGACGGACGAGGACGUCAGGAAAAUGUUCGAGCCCUUUGGGAACAUUGAUGAGUGCACAGUGCUGCGGGGGCCAGACGGCACCAGCAAAGGGUGCGCCUUCGUGAAGUUCCAGGCCCACGCCGAGGCUCAGGCCGCCAUCAACACACUGCACGGCAGCCGGACAUUGCCCGGCGCCUCCUCCAGCCUGGUGGUGAAAUUCGCCGACACGGAGAAGGAGCGGGGCCUGCGUCGGAUGCAGCAGGUGGCCAGCCAGCUGGGCAUGUUCAGCCCCAUUGCCCUGCAGUUCGGGGCCUACAGCGCCUACACCCAAGCACUAAUGCAGCAGCAGGCAGCCCUGGUCGCUGCUCACUCCGCCUACCUCAACCCCAUGGCCACCAUGGCGGCCGUCCAGAUGCAGCAGAUGGCCACCAUCAACCCCAACGGCCUCAUCGCUACGCCCCUCACGCCCCUCACCCCCUCCUCAGGUACCAGCACGCCGCCCGCCAUCGCCGCCACCCCCGUGUCCGCCAUCCCGGCCACGCUCAGUGUCAACGGCUACAGCCCGGUCCCCACGCAGACCACGGGGCAGCCGGCCUCCGAGGCCCUCUACACCAACGGGGUCCACCCGUACCCAGCUCAGAGCCCAGCCGCCCCCGUGGACCCCCUGCAGCAGGCCUACGCCGGGAUGCAGCACUACACAGCCACCUACCCUGCUGCCUACGGGCUGGUGAGCCCGGCCUUCCCCCAGCAGCCGGCCAUCCUCACGCAGCAGCCGCCCCCCCAGCAGCAGCAACGGGAAGGCCCGGAGGGCUGUAACAUCUUCAUCUACCACCUGCCCCAGGAGUUCACUGACUCCGAGAUCCUGCAGAUGUUCCUGCCCUUUGGGAACGUCAUCUCUGCCAAAGUUUUCGUGGAUCGGGCGACCAAUCAGAGCAAAUGCUUCGGGUUCGUAAGUUUUGACAAUCCCGCCAGUGCACAGGCUGCCAUCCAGGCCAUGAACGGCUUCCAGAUCGGCAUGAAGCGCCUGAAAGUACAGCUCAAGCGACCGAAAGACGCCAACCGGCCGUACUAAGGCCUCAGGUCUGGAGCUCAAUGGAGGAGGGAGCCCCUGGAUUGCCCCCACCAGGCCCAUCCCCCCCGCCCCCACCCAUUGCAGCUCAUCCCUAGCCAGCAGCACCGAUCCCGAGCGCCUGAUCCGCCAGCUGGGAGGAUGAAGCCGAUCGGCGGAACCGAAUGCGCCUGACUCCACCCGUCGGCCCCGGGCUGCGCCUAGCCCCACCAGCAGCCUGCAGCUUGUGGGGGGGGGGAAGGGGGCAGGCAUUUCACCUGUGAUCUCAGCCCCACCUUAUCAACAGUGGAGGGAGGGGGGAAAGGAGCCCCCUCCCCCCUCAGCACUGAUCCACCCCAGCCGUAGCCAUGAAUUCCUGCCACCAUAGCCCAGGUGGAGGGCGUGGGGGGGACAGACAGGGCACAGCCCUAGGGAAUCAGCUGGAGGACUUGAUCCUGCCCUGGAGGUGGGGGGGAAAGAGAAGGGCCCUGUCCCUGUGCCCAGCUAGAAGGCGGGGGGAAAGGGAGGGUCCAUCCUUUGAGCUUUCUUCUCACCAAACAGGACCAAAACCGGCUCCGAGUACCCGAGGCCUUUGGGGGUGGGGGGAAGCCAGACACACUGGGGAAGCUGCAGUUACAGGCUGGGCGGGGGGGAGCAGAGCCAACAGAGGGCACCACAGGCCAGAGCUGGGUGCCUUUGAGUCCAAUGGUGGGGGGCUGCCCAUGAGGGGCACCAGUAUGUCAUUUUCCUCCAUUACAGCCAGGGGCCCCGGUUCCUCCCGCUUCAAGCAGUUGGGAUCCUCCACCACCAUUCUGGCCAACCCAGGAGCCUGGGGGGACCGUGCCCAGCCCGGGGUGGGAAUGCUGGUGAUUAAAGCUGGUCUUCCCCUGCAUCCCAGAGCCUCGCCCAAGCCCACCCGGGCUCUCUUAUUGCCUCUGUUACCGCCUGGCACCGCGGAGGAGACAUGGGACGGGCGCCAUGGCUGAGGCACUUGGCCCUGGACUGGCUGAGGCCCAGAGGCAGGGGGAAGGAAAGGACCAUGCCCUCCCCACCUCUAUCCCUCAACGUGGCACCAAGGGGCAAGCCACGGGCGCUGGCACAGCUGGGGGAAGGAAAGGGUGGGCAGCAGCUCCUACACGGAGCAGGCAAGUGGGAGCUAGCCCCUGGGGAAACUGGGACACACACCCCCAGCCUCCAUAGGGCUGAUGUCCCACCUCCACUCCCCUGCCCAUCAAGGCAGGAAGUUUCAGACACACUAAGCCCCCUGCCCCAUGCACAAUCAGCUCCCUAAGUCCACAGCCCAGACAUAGCCCCCUUCGUGGAUUUCCAGGCCACAGGCACUGCUUCAUUUCCACCCACUUAUUCCGCCAUGUGGAUUUUCUCCUCCUUUAUGGUUAAAAAUUUGCUGUUUUCAAAUCCUGGCCGGGGCAGGAAGAGCCAGAGAAGCCAAUUCCAUCUCCCGCCAUGCCCCAUUGAGAGCCACAAUGUCCUUUGGGUGGCAGAAGGCAAAGAAACUCUCUGUGCACCAUCAGGAGCAAGAAUUCUGAUUCAGGAUACAGCCCCAAGAGCCCCCAAACGGGUGCCGGCUGCCCCUUGACCUGCCGCGGCAUCUCCUCCCCCUCCGGCCUCGGCUCAUUUCCCGUUUCCCUUGUUCCACACAGCAGCCCUCUGAAAAAUCCAGCCCUGAGCUUGAAACCAAGCUCGGUGCCCUGGGAGGCAGCCCUGAGCCUGCGACGGUUUAGGCUUGGGAGCAACUGCACGCUCAAAAGUGAUACUUCUGCUGUCAUAGCCCCUGGCGCCUCCGACUGAGAUCAGGGCCCAUUGUGCCAGGCGCUGCACAGACACAGUGAGCAACAGCCCCUUCCUGGAAGACUUUAUUAAAGAGUGGGAGGGGAAACCGAGGCACAGAGUGGGGACAUGACUUGCUCACAGUCACGGGCAGAGACAAGACCAGAACCCAAGUGUUCUGACUCCUAGUCCAGCCUCCAAGCCACUGGGUCAGGCUGCUCCCCAAAGCAGGCCCAGCUGUAAAGUUACUCCAGCAAGAGAUUGCAGGGUGGCUGCUCCCCUUCUCUCACAGCUCCCGGUUAGAAAUUACGCUUCUCUUGGCCUUAGUUCUCCUCUCCAGGCAUUUUUGUUUUGAGGCCCUCCCCAUCUGGCAAUUGUAAAAUAGCAUGAUAAUCUACAUGCUGACCAACCUCUCAUCUCUACCGCGCUCUGAACUCAACCUAUACCACGUGAAAGAGAAGAAGAAGAAGAAAAACUAUGUUUACAGUCUCCUGCUAAUCCAGUAAUUGUAAAUAAUUUCGUUGAGAUUAGCUGUGAUCCAAAAGGAUUCAAGUUGCUGCCAUUUUCUCCUCUCCAAUUUUAGAGAAUUUUAAUGGUUUUUCUUUAUUUUUUUUUCUUUUUAUUUGGAGGGGGGGUGAGAGGGAGGGGGUUUAUUACCAGGUACUUUUAUUUAGAGGGGAAAAAGAUACAACUUUUAGUGGGGAAAAAGAAAAGAAAAGUUGAAGUCUAUGUUUCAGACGAUAUCGAUGCUUAACUUAUUUGUUAUUUAUUGCCAUUUACUUUAAAUAAUUUAAUUUUUUUUCUGUCUAAAUAAAAGAAGUAAAAUCAAAGAAAGGGCCCUGUGGCUGGG
Dermochelys coriacea (leatherback sea turtle) is the source of this 4671-nucleotide messenger RNA. It is a transcript of the gene CELF3, whose product is annotated as CUGBP Elav-like family member 3. The transcript has 14 exons. Gene Ontology annotation, cellular component: ribonucleoprotein complex; nucleus; cytoplasm. Gene Ontology annotation, molecular function: mRNA binding. Lineage: Eukaryota; Metazoa; Chordata; Testudines; Dermochelyidae. Bases 690 to 2057 code for a protein of 455 amino acids. The record is from RefSeq and is a predicted model, not a curated record. Gene Ontology annotation, biological process: mRNA splice site recognition; regulation of alternative mRNA splicing, via spliceosome.